This is a messenger RNA of Oncorhynchus keta (chum salmon), 2686 nucleotides long. RefSeq names its product ubiquitin-like modifier-activating enzyme 5. Gene Ontology annotation, biological process: protein ufmylation. Lineage: Eukaryota; Metazoa; Chordata; Actinopteri; Salmoniformes; Salmonidae. The transcript is spliced from 12 exons. The record is from RefSeq and is a predicted model, not a curated record. Bases 174 to 1409 code for a protein of 411 amino acids. Gene Ontology annotation, molecular function: UFM1 activating enzyme activity. Gene Ontology annotation, cellular component: cytosol; cytoplasm.
GUUUCCGCCCGGGCGUAAUUUACAGAAACGCAGGCUGACAGGUGAUUCGAGCUGUGUAGACGUGUACUAGUUGUCAUCCAUCGCUUGUGAUCUUUAAUUGUUAAGGCUUUGCAAUCUAGGCAUUUUACAUUUGAACAACGGAGAAGUUAGUGUGCCUUAUUCCUUAUAGAAACAUGACCUCAGUCGAAGAACUGAAGCUACGAGUGAGAGAGCUGGAGAAUGAGUUGAUCAAGUGUAAGCAAAAGCGAUGUACGGCGAUGUGUGCGGAGGAACCUGCUGACAACAACCAUCCUCAUCACAGACCAAGGAUCGACAAAAUGAGUGCUGAAGUAGUGGACUCAAACCCUUACAGUCGUCUGAUGGCUUUGAAGCGAAUGGGCAUUGUUGAAGAUUACGAGAAAAUCCGGACGUUCACUGUAGCUGUGGUGGGUGUUGGAGGAGUUGGAAGCGUGACUGCAGAAAUGCUCACAAGAUGUGGCAUUGGUAAGCUCAUCCUGUUUGACUAUGACAAAGUGGAGCUGGCCAAUAUGAACAGGCUUUUCUUCCAGCCUCACCAGGCUGGCCUCAGCAAAGUAGAAGCAGCGGAACACACACUCAGGACUAUCAACCCAGAUGUGCAGUUUGAGACCCACAACUAUAACAUCACCACCAUGGACAAUUUUGCACAUUUCAUGGAUCGCAUAAGUCAUGGAGCGCUUCAAGAUGGAAAGGCUGUGGAUCUGGUCUUGAGCUGUGUGGACAACUUUGAGGCCCGGAUGGCCAUCAACACAGCGUGUAACGAGCUGAGUCAGAUCUGGAUGGAGUCGGGUGUUAGUGAGAAUGCCGUGUCUGGACAUAUCCAGCUCAUCAUCCCCGGGGAGACGGCCUGCUUCGCAUGUGCUCCUCCCCUGGUGGUGGCGGCCAACAUCGACGAGAAGACCCUGAAGAGGGAGGGGGUGUGCGCUGCCAGCCUACCCACCACCAUGGGCGUGGUGGCAGGGAUCCUGGUCCAAAACGUCCUCAAGUACCUGUUGAAGUUUGGCACAGUCAGUCACUACCUGGGCUACAACGCUAUGCAGGACUUCUUCCCCACUAUGGCCAUGAAGGCCAACCCCACGUGCGAUGACCGCCACUGCAGGAAACAGCAGGACGUCUAUAAGAAAAAAGAGGCAGAGCGGCCGAAAAAGGUUGUAGAGCAGGCGGUGGAGGAGGAGGUGGUUCACGAGGAGAACGACUGGGGUAUUGAGCUUGUGUCGGAGCAGACGGAACAGGAACUCCAGGCCGCCUCCGGCCCAGUCCCUGACCUCCCAGAGGGCAUCACUGUGGCCUACACCAUCCCUGACAAGGAGACGGGGACAUCAGAAGGGGAGACGGUGGAGGAAACGGAACAGAGUCUAGAGGAGCUGAUGGCUCAGAUGAGGACGAUGUAACUAGGACCGGACAAUCCGUCGUUAUCAUCGUCAUGCAUCGCUUAUCUCAGCAACAUCACAGUGAACCUACACAGCAAAUUGGCCAGUGUUGAUUUUUUUUUUUGUGUGUAACAUUUCUACUAUUGAAGGCGUUAAUGAGGCUUUACAGUAACCAGUGUGGUAAUUUAACACUGAAAAGUGUGGACCCGUAUAGACACUGGAACAGUUACAUUUAAGACUGCGUUGAUUUAACACUGGAGAAUUUGCUGUGUACCACCUUUUUGAAUAACUAAGCAGACGCCACCAAAGCUCUAUUGCAGGAGGUACUGUAUCUUACUGUCUCUCCAUGUUCUAAAAUGGAGGCAAGUUCUAUCUUACCCUCUAACCCUACUACAGUAUCAAUACUCCUUAAUGCAAGUACUUUUGCUCUUUUGACAAAGCGAAUGCCAUGCAUGGUUAAUGACCUUAAGUGCUGCUGUUGAGAAUGAUCUUCAUAUUCCCCAAAGGUAGGAAUUUACUUGUGUACGCCCGUUCAGUAUGGAAGCACAUAGCUGUCGAAUUGUCCAUUUCAGCAUCAGAGAGCACAAACUGAUAGUUGAAAUAACCGAUCCUGACCCUAAAUUGUAUGCAAUUCUCUGAAAUUAAUUAUCUUUCUGUUGUAAUGGACCAGGUACAUACAGAUGUUAUCGGUCUAAUGAAUUAUGCUUAUGUGUCAGCUGUUGACUGAGAGGAAAGAUUGUUGUAACACUCGGAAUUGAAUAUUGCCGACGCUCAGCAUUAAAGCGUGAUUUAAAUUGAAAGGCAAUAUUCCCACUUGAAUGGAGACAGAGUUCACAGUAAAGGUUGCAUGUCGGCUCAAUCGGAAAUGACCUAAACGGUUCUACCACGCAAUCUAACGCUUCAGUGGUAUAGCUUGAACGAUGCCCUAAGCCUCCGAUCUACUACUACUACUACUGUAUAGAAUGCUUAUUAAUGAAUGAAACUGUAUUGUUAAUGCAUUUCCCACCAUCUAAAAUAUUUUUGAAUGAUAGCGAAUGAGGCCUAACAUUUCUCCGCAUGACCAACCUGCUUUUACUGCACCUGCGUCCUGUCUCUCUCUGGUCCAGACCGCGACGAAGAACGAGUGGGCUCUGCAUUCAUUGUUGUGGUGGCACGAAGGACCACUGCUACUCCAUGUCAUGCUCUCAGCUGUUUAAACUGAUAUAUACCUGUAACCCAAAACAGUCUCUGCUGAAACUGUAUUGACUGACUCUCUGUGCACACCUUGUUUCAAUAAAGUAUUUAUUAGCCAGAAUACA